AGACGGACCCACAGACGCUGCUUUCAGAGACAAAAUGGCUUCCAUGUCAGAGGAGGAUUUCUGCUGUUCGGUCUGUCAUGAAGUCUUUAGAGAUUCUGUUUUUCUGUCAUGUAGCCACAGCUUCUGUAAAGACUGUCUGAAGAGCUGCUGGACAGAGAAACCAACACAUGAUUGUCCAGUUUGUAAGAGAACAUCUUCAAGGCCAGAACCACCUCGUAACCUGGAGUUAAAGAAGCUGUGUGAGAGUUUCUUACAGCAGAGAGAUCAGAGAGCUUCAGAGGCUCUCUGCAGCCUGCACUCAGAGAAACUCAAACUCUUCUGUCUGGACCAUCAGCAGCCAGUGUGUCUCGUCUGCAGAGAUUCAGAAAAACACUCCAACCUCAUAAUCAAACCCAUUGAUGAAGCUGCACGACAACACAAGAAGAAACUUCAGGAAACUCUGGAGCCCUUAAAGAAGAAGUUAAAGGUUUUUGAACAAGUUAAAGUGAAGUGUGAUCAAACAGCAGAACACAUGAAGGUCCAGGCCGGACGCACAGAGAUGCAGAUUAAGGAUCAGUUUAAGAAGCUUCACCAGUUUCUAGAAGAGGAAGAGGAGGCCAGGAUGGCUGCACUGAGGGAGGAAGAGGAGCAGAAGAGUAUGAGGAUGAAGGAGGAGAUGGAGGCUCUGAGCAGAGAGAUAGCAGCUCUUUCAGACACAGUCAGAAUCACAGAGGAGGAGCUGAGAGCCGAAGACGUCUCAUUCCUGAUCAACUACAAGGCUGCAGUGGAAAGAGUCCAGCAGCGCCCCCUGCUGGAUGAUCCACAGCCGCUCUCAGGAGCUCAGAUAGACGAGGCCAAACACCUGGGCAACCUGUGCUUCAACAUCUGGAACAAGAUGAAGGAGAUGGUCUCCUACACUCCUCUGAUUCUGGACCCAAACACAGCUUAUCCAAACCUCAUCCUGUCUGAAGAUCUGACCAGUAUGAGAUGGGGAGAGUAUCAGCAGCUUCCUGAUAAGCCAGAGAGGUUUGAUUCUCUCGCCUCUGUCCUGGGCUCGGAGGGCUUUAACUCAGGGACUCACAGCUGGGAUGUCGAGGUUGGAAACAGUGCAGACUGGAUACUGGGGGUGUUAGCAGAGUCUGUUCAGAGGAAGGGAGACAUACGGUCUGGAUUAUGGACAAUAUAUUUCUCUAGAGGUAAAUACUCAGCGUGGUUUCCACCAGCUCCAAACACUGUUCUCCCAUUUGAGAAGCAGCUCCAGAGGAUCAGAGUGACUCUGGACUGGAACAGAGGAAAGCUGUCGUUCUCUGAUCCUUAUACUAACACACACAUACACACCUUCACACACACUUUCACUGAGAAGAUGUUUCCAUACAUUUUCACUGUGGAUGAAGUCCCACUGAAGAUAUCACCACUGAAGGUCUGUGUGACAAAACAACAGGUCUGAUAGAGUCUGUAGUUUUAGGGUGGUGAUAAUAAUAUUAAACAACUAUUCACUUCAUAACCCUCCUAACUCCAAAUACAGUCUGUAGGGUUUGAAAGCAUACAGCUUUUCACUGUGUCAACGUGUCGAUAUAUUGUUGGAUUUGUGUUUAAAAGGAGAUGAAUGAAACUAAACAAGAUGAAAUGGACUGUAUUACCUGUGCUACGGUGAGCAGGCCGUCUAAGUUGGAAUAAAUGGGUCACUGCACUGAAAGAUAUUCAAUGUAUGGACGUUCAUUUAUUGGCUGCCCAGAAGACACGUCAGAGCAAGUUCUUCCUUCAUCCCACCUCAUUGGCCUAAUGUAGGAGCUGUUAAAAGACUACAUACACCUUAACCGGGGUACGAUCGAGUUAAGCAUCUGCACAUGCUCCAUUCUGCCCCUCCCCACUCCUGCCCUGGAGUGGAUUUUACUUGAAAUGAUCCGCCAGCGCAACCCAUUGCUAUGAUACAACAAAACAAAACAGCGUUGCUCAGAUCAGCAGCGGCGGCAGCCUGCGGUCGGUCCAUCUGCAACAAUCCCCGCCGAGCAGCGGACACCGGGAGACGGCGGCAUGUCAUUCCCCCUUUCAUGUCUUCAGCUGUCCUGUCGAAUCAAGGCCUAAAAAUGCCCAAUUAAAAAUAUUUAAAAAAAGAAAAGAAAAAAAAAAAAUGUCAUCUAGGUCUUGGGGUAAGCACCCCCUGGGACAAAAAUGUGUAUUUCUGGUAAAUUAAUCAAUCUGGUGGAGAACAAUAGUUAUAUUAGACGCCUGCUGAUCGUCUGAUGUCCGUCUGAUGUGUAUGUGUGUCU
This is a messenger RNA of Perca fluviatilis (European perch), 2249 nucleotides long. Its product is annotated as nuclear factor 7, ovary-like. The record is from RefSeq and is a predicted model, not a curated record. Gene Ontology annotation, molecular function: protein binding; zinc ion binding. Lineage: Eukaryota; Metazoa; Chordata; Actinopteri; Perciformes; Percidae. Bases 35 to 1426 code for a protein of 463 amino acids. The transcript has 2 exons.